ACCCUCGUCGAGGCAGGACCUUGCCGCGUCGCGCCGCGCCGCCCUCCCCGCCGCGCUGUACCGUGCCGUGUCGCCGCUCGCGCCCGCCGUGCCCGCCGUGCCUACCGUACCCACCGUACCCGGGUGGGUUGUCUUGCUCGGGGUGCUGACCAUGCGACGACAUCCAUCGCGCGUCUGUGCCGGCGGCCGCCCCCGCGUCAUCAUGUGCAGUGCAGUGUAGUGCAAGUGUAUAUAGUGGUGAAUAGUGAAGUGUGUAGUAGUGACCGGCGGCAGUGCUGCGUCCUACAGUGUGUCCCUGGAAGGAAAACUUAUUACAGUGCUUUAACGCGUGGAUUGCCGCUGUCUUUUGGAUUAACCCGUGGUUCAGGUCGCCAUGCCGCGGCGGUACCAACGGGCUCCGCGGGGCCGCGAGGAGCUGAGCCCGAGCUGAUCGCCUCACCCGGAUCGACAUGGCGGCUGCCACGGUGAUGCUGCUGGUCGCCAUGGCGACGCGGCUCAGCACCGCCGUCCCGCCGGAGCCGCCGCCGCCGCCAUCGCCCGCCAACUUAGGCGAUUCCCUCAACUUCCAGAAAAACCUGCCGGUGCGGGUGGUCUGGGCCGCCCACGGCAUGGACGCCGACCUGCCGUGCAACGUGUCGGCGCCGAUACGCGACGACCGGCCCAACAUGGUGCUCUGGUUCAAGGACUCGGAGGGCGUGCCUCUAUACACCUUUGACAACCGGAACGGCGACCUGGACCGCGCGGAGCACGGCGCCAUCGCCAGGCCCAAGGCGGGCAAGGGGAGGUACUUCUUUCUCACCUCUGCGAACGGGGUGCCGCUGCCGCCGUCCGGUCCCAGGGCGUCGCCGCACAACUGGGAGGCCGACGACGAACUGGUGCCGAGGGAGAUGGCUCGCCUGCGCAUCCUGAACGUGAGCGACGAGGACGCGGGCGUGUUUCGCUGCCGGGUGGACUUCCUCAACUCGCCCACGACCAACUUCAGGGUCAACCUCACGCUCGCAACGCCCCCUUCCGCGCCGGUCGUCACGGAUGCCACCGGAGUGGAGAUCGGCCCCACGGUCGUGGCCGGGCCCUUCCAGGAGGGAUCCGAGAUGCAGCUGUCGUGCUCCGUUAGUGGUGGCCACCCUCGGCCCGAGGUGACGUGGUGGCUGGGCGGCACGCUCCUGGACGUCGACGUGGAGACCAAGUCGUCGUCGGAGACCAUCAACCGGCUGCGGGUGCAGGUCACCCGGGAGCACCACGGGGCGCUGCUGCAGUGCCGGGUGGCGCCGCUGCCGGGGGCGCCCUACCAGCACCGCGACGUCCAGAUCAACGUCUAUCUGAAGCCCCGGACCGUGCGGAUCACGACGGCGCUGGAGUCGGUGCCGGCGGAUCGGCCGAAGCAGGUGCGCUGCGAGACGGAGGGGUCGGUGCCCGACGCGGUCAUCACCUGGCUGCUGGACGGCGAGGCGCUCAGCAACACGGCGGUGGUGGUGACGGACGACCGCCACGUGACCAGCUCGACGGUGACGCUGCAGGCGACGGCGGAGGACGACGGCAAGGUGCUGACCUGCCACGCCGAGAACCCCCACAUCCGCGGCGGCUUCGUGGAGGACCGGCGCAAGAUGAAGGUUGCCCACGCGCCCAUCGUGUCCAUCUCGCUCGCCUCGGCCGUGCAGACCGACCAGCUGAAAGAAGGAGACAAAAUCAGCCUACGCUGCGAUGUCCGUGCCAACCCGCCCGCCGACAGAGUGUCGUGGUAUCAUGGGAGCCGCCUGCUGCGGUCGGACAGCGACGCGGCGGCGCGCCACCGGCUCACGUACGCGCUGGACCUGUCGCCGUCCUCGGCGGGCGAGUACUCGUGCGCCGCCACCAACAAGGUGGACACGGGCCGCUCGCAGCCCAUCAACGUCAGCGUGCAGUUCAAGCCGCGGUGCCGCGAGGGCUUCGCCAACCGGCGGCUGGGCGCCAUCAAGGGCCAGCCCGUGGAGGUGCGGUGCGAGGUGCUGGCCGAGCCCACGGCCGACCUGCGCUUCUGGUGGACCUUCAACCGCAACAAGGACAGCCGCGUGGCCAUGCCCGCGCACAAGGUGCGGCAGAACGGCACCGUCUCCUACCUGCCCUACACGCCCAACGGCGACCAGGACUUUGGCACGCUCGGCUGCUGGGCCAAGAACGACGUCGGCGCCCAGGAGGUGCCCUGCUACGUGCACAUCAUGCCUGCAAGUAAGUCCGCCGGUCACUGACGUCUCACCCUGCACGGGAGUCAUACCAAAUAAAACUUCAAUUUUUA
This is a messenger RNA of Frankliniella occidentalis (western flower thrips), 2272 nucleotides long. Its product is annotated as neural cell adhesion molecule 1-like. The record is from RefSeq and is a predicted model, not a curated record. Bases 450 to 2225 code for a protein of 591 amino acids. Lineage: Eukaryota; Metazoa; Arthropoda; Insecta; Thysanoptera; Thripidae. The transcript is spliced from 12 exons.